GGAGAAGGCUGAGCCAUUGAGGUUACUCCUUCGAAAGACUGAAAAAUUCUACUGGGAUUCUUCGCAGGAACUCGCAAUGCAAGAACUUAAAGACGAAUUUAAGGAAGGAGGACGCGUGUUGGGUGUGCCAUUCUUUGACGAUGAGACCGAGAGACCCUUCAUAGUAUCCACGGAUGCUAGACCAUAUUCAGUCGGUGGUUUGUUGUCUCAGAAAGACGCUGGAGGGAAGGAAAGACCGUUGAGAUUUGAGAGUAGGACACUUAAUACGGCUGAGCGUAACUACAGUCAAUUCAAGAAGGAAGUGCUAGCUGUUCUCCGGUGUCUAGAGACGUUCAGACACUAUAUCUAUGGGCGACGGUUCAUCUUGAGAGUAGACCCCACCGCGGUUGCCUCUGUCCUCCAGAAGGACUUUAGUCUGACGSACCCGACCAUCGCCCGAUGGUUAAUACGGAUUCGGUUAUACGAUUACACGGUCGAAAGAGUAUCUGGUACGAAAAAUGCCGUGGCAGAUGGACUUUCACGCAUCCCUCUCGAGCGUCCGAUAGUAGCUGGGGCUCUGACAAUGGCAGAGCCGAGACGCGCCGAGAGAUUCCUAGUUAAUCUUUACGAUGGCAAGUACCGAAUGAUCGGACUACACCUGACGGGAGAAGAGAGUCAAGAUUCAGGAAUCCGGAGGCAAGCAGCCCAGUACUGCCUUAGAGCGGGCCACCUUUUCCGAAGGCCAGUAGGGUCGGGAAUGCCCUUACGAGUAAUCUGUGAUCCUGAGGAAAGACAGACGAUAGUUGCGGAACUUCACGACGGGGUAGCCGGGGGACACAGGGGAGUUAAAGGAACCUACGAAAAGAUACGUCGGCUGUACUGGUGGGAUGAACAGUAUAAGGACGUCGAGAGGUACUGUAUGACAUGCCAAGAGUGCCAGAAGAAAGCUCUUGUGAAAUACAAAGAGCCACUUCAUCCAUCCUAUCCGACCAGACCAGGAGAGAAGGUACACAUCGAUCUAGUGAAAAUACCGAGAGGGGUAGGCAAUAUGAACUACGUUGUGAACAUACGAGACGAUUUCACUGGGUUCGUGGACGGUAGACCUAUCAGGAGUAAGGCGGCAAAGGAAGUAAAGAACUUUGUCCUAGAGUACUUAUCUAGGUAUGGUUGUGUCAGCAAGAUAGUGAUGGACAGAGGGGCGGAAUUCCUAGCCGACGAGGUCCAGAGCGUGUUUAGGAGAGCCGGUGCGAGAGUUUCGAUAGCCACCGCCUAUCACCCACAGUCGAACUCCCCAAUAGAGAGGGGACACCAGACUCUAAUAGCGUCACUGUCCAAGUGGUGCAAGGGUAAGGACAGUGAUUGGCCACAAUAUUUUCGAUACGCGAUAUGUCACGGGCUAGUACCGGAUACCCACCAUACACCUUGUGGUUUGGACGACAUUGUCCGCUUCCCAUAGAGUUUCACGUCGUCAGCUGGACAACCGUCGAUUGGGCGGAGGAGAUGUCCAGAGAGGAACUCUUAGCAGCCCGAACGAGA
Molecule: messenger RNA, 1515 nt
Organism: Chara braunii
Lineage: Eukaryota; Viridiplantae; Streptophyta; Charophyceae; Charales; Characeae
Source: the annotation of a GenBank genome assembly